Entamoeba dispar SAW760 is the source of this 972-nucleotide messenger RNA. RefSeq names its product 78 kDa glucose-regulated protein precursor, putative. The record is from RefSeq and is a predicted model, not a curated record. Gene Ontology annotation, molecular function: misfolded protein binding; ATP hydrolysis activity; ATP-dependent protein folding chaperone. The annotation marks the transcript as partial. Gene Ontology annotation, cellular component: cytoplasm. Gene Ontology annotation, biological process: protein refolding; cellular response to unfolded protein. The transcript has a single exon. Lineage: Eukaryota; Evosea; Mastigamoebida; Endamoebidae.
AUGACACAACAAGAAGAACUCUCAACUUCAAUUGGAAUUGAUUUAGGACUUACAUAUUCUUCAGUUGCUUAUUAUGACAUUGUUAGAAAUGAACCUAUCAUACCUCAAGAUGAAAUAGGAAAAGAACAAAUAGCAUCAUGUGUUAGUCUUUCACAACUAAAUAAUAGUGGAUUUGCUAUUGUAGGAAAUUGGGCUAAAUAUGACAUUAAUAAUAGAUGUCUUAUCUAUGAUAAUAAGAAAAUAAUAGGAAGAAAUGAAGAUGAUGUUAGUUAUGAAGAUUAUCCAUUUGAAGUAAAAUGCAGAGAUGAUGGAAGUGCUUAUAUUGAAUGUUAUAAUCCAAAGACUCAAGAAAGUGAAGAAUUUGAACCAGAAGAAAUUAGUGGAAUGAUAUUAAAAUAUUUAUAUGAAAUUGCACAAGCAAAACUUGGUAAUCAACCAAUAUCAAAUGUUGUUGUUACUGUUCCAGUUUAUUUUAAUGAUAAACAAAGAGAAGCAACAUUAUUAGCAUGUAAAUUAGCAGGAAUUAAGAAUGUCUCACUUGCUAAUGAACCAACAGCAGCUAUUGCUGGAUAUAAAAGAGAACAUCCAAAUUCAUUAAAAAAUGGAGACAAAAUUGUAGUAAUUGAUUUUGGAGGAGCACUAGAUGUAACAUGUUGUAAAAUAGUAAAUGAUAAUAUUAUUGUAGAAUCAUCUGGAGGAAAUCAAAAUUUAGGAGGAAAUGAUUUUGAUAAUGUAAUGAUUGAUAUUAUUAAAGAAAGAAUAGAAGAAAGUAUUCCAGGAUAUUAUGAAAAGAAACAAGGAAUGACUCAAAAAGAAAAGAUAGCACUCAACAAGAAAUUAGUUAGAUUAAAGAAAGAAUCAGAAAAAAUUAAAAUUGUAUUAAGUGGUAAGACUGAUGCUGAACUAGAUUUAGAAACUUUGUUAUCUAAUGAUUAUGAUGAUGAAUAUGAUAUUUAUCCUAUUAUUAAGAGA